Molecule: messenger RNA, 3051 nt
Organism: Calypte anna (Anna's hummingbird)
Lineage: Eukaryota; Metazoa; Chordata; Aves; Apodiformes; Trochilidae
Gene: IMPG1
Product: interphotoreceptor matrix proteoglycan 1
Exons: 16
Coding region: 1-3051 (1016 amino acids)
Biological process (GO): visual perception
Source: RefSeq, a predicted model, not a curated record
AUGACCUUGUAUUGGAUACCCACUGCCUAUGCAAUCUAUGUUUAUGUGCAUGGUUACUUUUUAUCUUUUCCAGAAAGCCCUACUAAAGUAAACCGUGGUGAAACCAAACAUCUUGCAGAUGCCUCAGGGUCAGACAAAACAGAAAGGACAACAAAGAGGUCCAGAAUAUCAACCAUAAGGAGAAUAUUUGACAUGGCAAAACACCGAACAAAGAGGUCUCCCUUCUUCUCAACUGGUGUGAAAGUUUGUCCACAAGAAUCAGUGAAGCAGAUUUUAGCCAGUCACCAAGCUUACUACAGAUUAAGAGUAUGCCAGGAAGCUGUGUGGGAAGCCUUUCGUAUUUUUCUGGAUCGGAUUCCUGAUACUUCUGAAUAUCAGAACUGGGUUACUGCCUGCCAGAGGGAAACCUUCUGCAUAUUCGACAUUGGCAAAAACUUCAGCAAUUCCCAAGAGCACCUGGAAAUAAUUCAACAGCGAGUAAAACAUAGAGCCUUCCAGGAAAGGAAAGAUGAAUUAUCCACGGAGAAAACGGGUGGCAAAAAGCUGGAAGACACUCCUUCCAUUUCUACAGGCUCCCCUGGGACAGCCCUCACUCCUUACCCACCAGUACCUAGCGGCACACUGCUCAACGAAAUUGUUGACACCAAGGCUCCUGUCAAGGAGCUGGAAACAAAUACAGUCCCAGAAUUGCCUGUGGAGCAAAUGGUAGAAUUCAGUGUCACUCUCACUGAUCACCAGUACACAGCUGAACUUAAUGAUCCCAACUCCCCACAGUACCGACAACUCGCUGCCAAAUUUCAGCUGCAGAUGCAAAAAAUAUUUGAGAAACUUCCAGGAUUCAAAGAAAUUCACGUAUUAGGAUUUAAAGAGAAGAAGGAGAAAGAUGGAUCAAGCAGCACCGUAGCACGAUAUGUGGUAAACUUUGAGAGAGAUGGCUCUGAUUUGAAAAGCACAGGAGAUGACAUCUCCACUAUUGGAUCCAAUAAGGUGGAAAUUCCACUUCAUCCAAAGGAAGACAGGGAGAUAUCAGCAAGUAAACUCUCAGUGACAGACCUUCAGCAGCUGGUUGCCAUUGCACUCCAUGAAGACCAGUCCUUGCCAAUGGACCUUGGAACACUUCACUUUACUGAUGACUCUAUUAUAACAUCUACUGAAUUUGAUAAUGAUAUCCAGGCCAUGGUCACUAUUCCUCUGGCAGGCCCUGGUUUGGAGGACUCCAUGAGUGUGGAACUCCCACUAGGUUACCCCAGCCCAGCAACAGCAGACCAAGCAGGAGGCAUCUUGGUCGACGAGCUUACAACUGGGAUUCCUGUGCCAAGUGGAGAGAUCAGUGCCCCUGAAGACUUGAGUAAUUUUGUUACAUCUGAACCUGCAUUCCCUACCAAACCCCCCAAAGAACCAGCUCAGGACAAAUCUCCUCCAGACUCAGAAGAUGCAGCUACUGACCAACAAAGUUUCACAGUGCCUUUCAGUGUUCUGGGUAGCACGAGCAGCCCUGCAAAACCAAGGGACUCUUAUCUGCCUCCUCCAGCAGAUGAUUCUGCUAGCAAUGACUUAAUCACUGAUGGCUAUGGGCAGGCUACCAUGCUGGCAGGUUACACCACAGGUGGCUUUACUCCACCUGAUCUCCUGCAAGCUGAGGAUGAGAAGAAAGGAGGUGACCAGGACAGUCUGUCUGGACAAGCAGUGAAGAUCACAGAUGAAUCAGAAUCAUCAGGCGAUGACAUUUUAGUGACAUCCAGCAUUUACAAAACAUUGCCUUUCUUUAUUGCUUCGAGUCAUCUCUCUACUCUGGAGCCUGGAGUUCUCAUUACAGAUGUGGCACCAGCAGGACCACUGCCUGCAGCAACCAGCUCAUCCUUCAGCCACUCAGAGAUCAUUGAACAGUCCCUUGAAGUACCAGAUUCCUCUGUGCCAGCAUCUGAGAGCAUUGCUCCUGAUGGCACUGGGGCAGGAGUGCAGGAUAUUGCUGCUGAGUUAGAUCAAAUCAGUGUGCUGAGCACAGCAACCCUGGAUGAAGUGGAGCACAGCAGUGGUUAUAUCUCAGAGACUGCAAAAGCCACCCCAGCUCCCACACUGCAGUAUGUCACUACCAGCUCCAUGACAACUGCAGCCAAAGGCAAGGAGUUGGUGGUUUUCUUCAGCCUGAGGGUAACCAACAUGCAUUUCUCUGAUGACCUCUUCAACAGGAGUUCGGCAGAAUACAAAGCACUAGAGCAACAGUUCAUGCAGCUGCUACUCCCAUACCUUCAGUCCAACCUUACAGGUUUUAAGCACCUGGAAAUACUUAACUUCAGGAAUGGAAGUCUGAUUGUGAAUAGCAAAAUGAAAUUUGCCAGAACUGUGCCAUACAAUAUCACAGAAGCAGUACACUGUGUUUUGGAAGAAUUCUGUGACGUUGCAGCCCAGCACCUCAAUUUGGAGAUUGACAGCUACUCCCUGGAUAUAGAGCCAGCUGACCAGGCAGACCCCUGCAAAUUCAUGGCCUGUGACGAGUUUUCCGAAUGCAUCCUGAAGGAGGGGGCCCAGGAGGCCGAGUGCCUCUGCAAGCCCGGCUACGCCAGCCAGGACGGAUUCCCCUGCCGCAGCCUCUGUGAGCUGCAACCCCACCUCUGCAGCAACGGGGGGAAAUGCGAGUUAAUUCCAGGAAGAGGAGCUGUCUGCAGAUGCCCCGUGCGUAGAAACCAAGGACAGCGCUGUGCCAAAUUUGCUCCAGAACCCUCACAACCCUUCAUUUUUAAACCUCUCACCCUUGGCUUGCUAAGCCUGGGGUUUCUUUUCACCAUUUUAAUGAUUGAGUUAAGAAGAAAAAGCAAAAGAAACUCUCAUUUGCAAAGUUCUACUCUCGACAGCUGCAAUCCAGAAAAUGCUGUAAGGAUUAAUCCUGCUUUUGAACAUGAUGAACCCAUAACUACCUUUUGUCAUACGGCCUGUAGUGUAAGUGCUUGUGUCAGUUCCUCAGAGGUCACUCAGCAUGAAGCAUUCCAUGAGCUUGAAAACACAAUCCAGCAGGGAGGUAAAAUGCAUGGAAAUACUUUUCUUACCACUUAA